Molecule: messenger RNA, 2673 nt
Organism: Lentinula edodes (shiitake mushroom)
Lineage: Eukaryota; Fungi; Basidiomycota; Agaricomycetes; Agaricales; Omphalotaceae
Exons: 13
Coding region: 1-2673 (890 amino acids)
Source: RefSeq, a predicted model, not a curated record
AUGGCUGAUCCGGAUGCCACCCCAACGGCCGCACAAUUUGGAAGCGACGUAUCACUACAGCAUCCACCUUUCAAAAGGAAAAGACGUGCAGUGUCUUCUCAACCCAUCUUCAACCAAGAUCAAGAGAACGGCGAAGACAUGAUGAUGCAUACGCUUUACGAUGGUAUACGGACAUCAAAUGCUGAAGUCGUCAAAAAGCAAGAUGCGAAAAUCGAUAAGUUGACUGAUAGCGUUCAGCAUAAUUCGACCAUAUUGGAUCGCGUUCUGGAGGCAUUGGAUAUUCAAUCAGUCAAGAACAAGGGCAAACAGCGGCAGGAGGAUAUGGACAUCGACAAAGAGGAGCGCCGUCAGGGUGACAGUGGCACCACAACAAAUGAAAAAAGCAAGCCGGAUGACAAUCAUGCUGACACUGAUGGCUCGGGAGAUUCGACCCAGGAAACUCCUUUCAGUUAUGCCACAAAAAAGAAAGCAAGUCCUCGUUCAGGAGCCAUAAAGCAUCGGCCACAGCAAGAGCUUAAAAACAAGGAGACCAUUCGUCAAUGGUUCAACGAAGUGAUGCAGGGGAAAGACCUCUACAAAAAUGAGGUUUCCGAUGAAGAAGCCAAGCAAUUUGCUGAAAAAUUCAAGACGGAUCCACUUGCACGCCCGUGCACUGUUGACAAUUUCCGAUAUUGGAUUGCAGAUAUCCUCGUGAAGAAGAGGCUAAUCACCAUACCCAACAUCAAAGCUUGCGAUAUCUUGCGUGAGGCUUUCUUCAUACGAUUGAAAACACUUCGUGGAAUCUGGUUGGAAAAACAGAAAAUGGUAGAGGAUAAGAAGAUACCACAUGCCAUAUUUGCAAAGAGAUGGCAAAGGAAAAACACUUUGUUCCAACGACAAAGGAACGUGAUACUUGCAGUUCCAGCACUCGAACCCUAUCUUGACGACUUCGAUGAACUAGGGGUUGCAGGGAUGUCUUCUGAUGAAGAGGAACCUGACAUGGAUGAAGCGACUAUGUGCUACAACAUCAAGGAGCCAUGUUGGCGAAGUCAGCAGCUCAAGAAUUGGGUCAGGCUUUUGGACUAUUGUCAUCUCGAGGGUCGGACCUCUCUUGAAGGACCCCAGUUUGGUUUCACGCGAGGCGCUGCACCCCGUCUCCGUGUGGAUAAUAAUGACAAGAGUUCGAAGAGCAGAUACAUUGUUGGGCUCCCUGCUAACUUCUACGAUGCAGAAUGGCUCGAGAAGCAGGAGCCUGGAUGGGCAAAAGGUGGGACGGGAUUUGUCAAUGAGAUGGUCCGCCCUUGUGCACCUAAGAAAUUAGUUUUCCCUGCCGAUCUUGCCAGGUUCGUUACCGUAGGUGUACCUACGAGCGCAAUCGCAAUGGAUGCCAAACCCACUGAAAUCAUACAGGCAAAAACAGGCGCAGACGUCUGUUCUAACACUGUAGUAUUUCGAUCAAUCGAUAACAGGAAGUUCAUCAUGCUCAAAGAGCAACUCGAUGUUGCUGCUGGUGGAUUUCCCCCUGCUAUUCUUUCCAGCGAAGCGGACGUGCAGCUUUCCGAACCUUCUGAUGUCCUGAAGGUUCUAUUUCAAUACGUCGCAGCAGACACUGACCAUCAUGGACCUACCCUGGAGCACAUCGAUUUCUUCUCACUAUUGAGCGUGGCCGAAGCGGCAGAAAAGUAUGAAGUAUACCAGGCAAUUGCUGCCAUGCGACCAGAAUUCGGGAAAUUCUUCCACAGUCACUCCAGACAAAUUCUGCACUUUGCUUUAGGGAGUUGGAACAUAUCUCUGAUGGAGGAGCUCUCUGCUUACACGGCGAACAUACCUAUGGAGGAGAUAGCUUUUUUAAUGAGGCCAUGUCCUCGCAUGUUCAAAAGAUGGUGCUUAUGGAGACAUUGCCACCUUGGAACGUUAUUCAAAACUCCGGCGGACAGUUCAAGAGAGGGAAAGGUCGAUGAUAAUCAAAGACGCUGGCAAGCUUACCAAGCCCUGGAGUACUUUCAUUUUGUUUCGGACAUGGAUACACUGAACGGCUCAUUCUUGGGCUUGACGAGACGUUUUGGGCAAGGAAACGAGCACUACCAGGAAAGGCUUGCAUAUGGCAAGGAAAUAUUCUUACAUCCGAUAAUCGAAGGUCUGGAAAAGAUUGUGGAGGACAAGGGUGUACGAGCGACUGGCUUCAGACUCUCUUCCAUCUCAUUCGGUGCAAUCGAGAGCCUUCUUGCGGAAGAAUACAUUUGGAGGAUGAUCAUCCAUGGCGGGACAGGGGCACUCGUGGAGUCGCCUUGCUAUUUUGACCUCGACAACCCCACCAGCGACGAGGAUGUAAUCGAUCACCUCCAAAGGUAUUAUGAAGUAUUCAAAUUUAUCCCUCCUUCUGAGAGAGAGGAAGGUCUACCAGAGGUCUUGAAGGAAGAGGGAAUUGAUACUGACUCUUGGAUUGCAAAGGCUACCCCGUAUAAUUCUCUUAAACCAGCCGCCAUAUCCUUCAAAAUGUCUCGCCCUCCCAUUGUCUCUCCAGAGAUGAUCACAUACUGCAGGAAUGCAAUCCGCAGUGAGCGCAAGCGAUUCGAGCAAGGAGUUUAUCCCGAUCUUUGGUUCAACCUUUCUGUAUAUGAAAAAGGUGGUACUAUAGUCACAGGGCAGCUUCUCGACGAGGAGACUGUUUCGAUUCCCGACUCGAUUUUUUGA